GUCUUACUGAACUUCAGACCUGUUAUCAACAUUCAGAAUUUGCCACUUUUGCAUAGUUUAAUUUAGAUUUGUUGGCCUGCCUUCCGAACGCAGGCUACUACUGGUGUGGCAAAGGUGCCGCUGCUGAACCCAAGGGACAUGCCCGAUGACACGCAGGAUGCCAAGGCGCAGAAGUUGGCCGCGGCAAGGAAAAAGCUGAAGGAGUACCAGCAACGCGCCAGCAACAACAAUGGUCAGCCGGGAGCGGAGGAGCCGGUGGCUGCCACCACGCAAUCGCACUCGUCCACGGUGAGCAUAGCCAGCAAUCUAUCGGAGCGCUCAGACAGCGAAAUAAAUGUGAACGGUGGAGGCGCAGGCGGUACUCCGCAGCCCGAGCAGUCUGUCCUGCCCACAGCCGCUUCUUAUUUUGCGCUAAACGAGCCGGAACACAAUGGCGGACUGGCAGAUCCCUCCAGCUUGCAGGCCAUCCAGGUGAUCAUCGCCGAAAAGGCCCAGCUCAAUGCGGAGCUGACAAAGGUGCGUCUGGCCUGCCGGGAACGUGAGCUUGAGCUGGAGGAGCUGCGCACCCUCAAGGAUCAGAAUCAACUACGUCUGGAGCAGCUGCAACAGCACUGUCAGGAUCAACAGUCGACCGGCGAACAGCAGCGACAGCAGUACGCGCAACUCCAGGCACAACUGCUACAAUCGCAGGCACAAAUCAAGGACCAACAGUCGCAUCUCAACGAAUUAGAGGCCCAGCUGCAGCAAAGUAACCAGCGACACGAGGAACUGCAGCAACAGCUUUCCCAAAAAUCGAACGAACUUGAGAUGGCGCAGCUGAAGGUGCGACAGCUCUCCGACGAGUCUAGCGUGACCACAGACAACCGAGUGGAGUCGCUGGUGCAAACGCAAUACAUGUACGAGCAACAGAUACGCGACCUCCAGGCCAUGGUGGGUCAACUAACGCAGGACAAGGAGCAGGCAGCUGGCCAGUACCAAAACUAUGUACAGCAUCAGAGCGGCGAGAUCGCCAAGCUCAACGAACGAAACACGGAACUCGCAGAGGAACUGAACUCACUAAGAGAGCGUGAACGCCAGCUGGUGGAACACGUGGGCACGCUGGAGCGGGACAUACAAAAGAAUAUCAGCCUGCAGGCCCAAUUUAAAGAAGCCAGUCAAGUGCAGCCAUCCAAGGAAGAAACCAGCGAGCAGAAAGCUUUGAAAGAUGAACUGGCUGAAUUGAAAGAGCGUCUCGCCGACUUCGAGUUUGAGCGUCACGAAUUUCAGCUAAAGAUUAAGUCGCAGGACGAUCAGCUGCAGGUAAAGGACUCGGCUUUAGAUGAGUUAGAAAAGCAGCUCGAACGCUUGCAAGCUGAGCAACCCGAUCAGUCCAAGCUGUUGGCCACCAUGGAGUCGGACAAAGUGGCCGCAUCGCGUGCCCUAACCCAGAACGUAGAGAUGAAAAACCAGUUAGACGAACUACAGCAACGAUUUGUCCAGCUGACGAACGACAAAGCGGAACUGGUCAUCCGCUUGGAUUCAGAAGAGUUUGCCAACCGAGAAAUCCGUCAGAACUACAACAGCAUGGAACAGAAGCUGCACGCCAAUGAGGAGCGAUUUAAGUUUAAGGAUGAGGAAAUGAUUCGACUAUCGCACGAGAACGUGGAACUGCAGCGUCAGCAGUUAAUGUUGCAACAGCAGCUGGACCGUCUCAGGCAUUAUGAGGCAAAGGCUUAUAACUCUGGUGAGAGAAAGGAAAGAGAAAAUGGAGGAGAAGCACCGGAAAAUGAAGCAGAGGAAGCGAAGGAUGUUGGUCAUUUGCAUAAUCAUUCGCAUGACCUCUCUCAUAAGCAUUCCGACGGUCAUUGCCAUGAUCAUGACUACGAUCAUUCCCAUGAUCAUGAUCAUUCCCAUCCACACGAUCAUUCGCAUCAACAUCCUCAAGAUCAUCCCCAUGAUCAUCCUCAUGAUCAUUCGCAUGAACAUCCUCAUGAUCAUUCGCAUGAACAUCAACAGGGUCAUCCGCAUGACCAUCAACAUGAUCAUCCACACGAUCAUGUCCACAACAAUGUCCACAGACCAGCAGCUAAAACGCUACCCACCGCAGAGGCGGUGGAACGCUUGCAAUCCCGAUUCACCACACUGAUCAGCCAGGUCGCCGACUUAACGGAGGAGAAGCACAGCCUGGAACAUCUGGUGCUCCAGCUGCAGAGCGAAACAGAAACGAUUGGGGAGUACAUUGCGCUCUACCAAACGCAGAGGCGCAUGCUAAAGCAGCGUGAGUACGAGAAGGCCGCCCAAAUGCGACUACUACAAGCGGAGCGAGAGCAGCUGCGCGAGAAGAUUGAGGCACUGAACAAGCUGGUGGUCAGCUUAGGAGUGGAGCUACCUGCAGAUGCCGCUGAGGCAAAGCAACCGGAACACACUCCUACCGAGGGUGAAAACUCUCAGCAGAUCAUUAACAAGAUACAGGACAUUAUCAGCGAGAUCAAGGAGAACACGGAGCAGCCAACCCACAACCAUGCAGGCGACCAUCUCAACUGUUGUCUGGGCAAAUUCGAGGUAGUCUAAAAGAAGUGCAAUUAUCGCCUGCUUACGUAUAAUCAUUAUUCUUUUGCUACUGUAUUUAAAUGUAAUUGUACUUUGCUCUUCAUAGUCUUUUGUAAAUGUUUUCAAAAACUUUGUGCGAAUAAAUCCAGUUUGCAUCUAA
Messenger RNA from Drosophila yakuba, 2689 nucleotides. Its product is annotated as golgin subfamily A member 2. Lineage: Eukaryota; Metazoa; Arthropoda; Insecta; Diptera; Drosophilidae. Gene Ontology annotation, biological process: Golgi organization. The record is from RefSeq and is a predicted model, not a curated record. Gene Ontology annotation, cellular component: Golgi apparatus; Golgi cisterna membrane; cis-Golgi network. The coding region runs from base 139 to 2550 and encodes 803 amino acids. The transcript has 4 exons.